Molecule: messenger RNA, 252 nt
Organism: Kwoniella botswanensis
Lineage: Eukaryota; Fungi; Basidiomycota; Tremellomycetes; Tremellales; Cryptococcaceae
Product: 40S ribosomal protein S27
Exons: 4
Coding region: 1-252 (83 amino acids)
Biological process (GO): translation; ribosomal small subunit assembly
Cellular component (GO): cytosolic small ribosomal subunit; ribosome
Molecular function (GO): RNA binding; structural constituent of ribosome
Source: RefSeq, a predicted model, not a curated record
AUGGUUCUCGCCGUCGACCUCCUCAACAGACCUGCUGAUGUUCAAGCCCGAACUCACAAGCUCAAGAAAGUUGUCCCAGAGCCAAACUCAUUUUUCAUGGAUGUUAAGUGCCCAGGUUGUUUCGCCAUCACCACUGUCUUCUCCCACGCCUCAACCGUCGUUCAAUGCCAAGGAUGUGCUACCGCCCUUUGUCAACCAACCGGUGGUAAGGCCAAGUUGACUGAAGGCUGCUCUUUCCGAAGAAAGAACUAA